Jatropha curcas is the source of this 897-nucleotide messenger RNA. Lineage: Eukaryota; Viridiplantae; Streptophyta; Magnoliopsida; Malpighiales; Euphorbiaceae. The record is from RefSeq and is a predicted model, not a curated record.
AUGAGUGUCCAAGCUAGGAGUGGUUUUGAGUAUUUUGUGACUUUCACAGAUGAUUUCUCAAAAUAUGGAUACAUUUACCUGUUGCGCCGUAAGUCUAAAUGCUUUGAGAAAGUCAAAGAGUUCAAGGCAAAAACGGAGAAACGACAUGGAAAAUAUAUCAAGUCGUUACGAUCUGACCGUGGUGGCGAAUACCUCUCUAGGGAAUUCAUUACUUAUUUAUCAGAACAAGGAAUUACUUCACAGUUGUCUGCACCUGACAGACAUGUUGAAGUUCCAGGAACAAUGAUUUCAAGAUGUAGUCUACCAGUCAUGGACUUGCCGCUUUACAGCCACAGCAAAAUGAAGGUCGUUGAUUGCAGAACCUGUAGCUACUUCGUCGUAGUGGGAGAAUUAGACGACACCGGUUCGAUAUACACUUUUUUGGGAGAAGCUUUUGAUAGAAUCCCUGAAGAAUGUGAAUUAUUGAACCUGAACCACCUGAAGGGGUUAAACCCAGUCGGAUGUAAGUGGAUCUAUAAGAAAGAGGGUAUAGACGCUCAUUAUGAUUAUGAGAUUUUGGCAAUGGAUGUCAAGACAAGCUUUCCUAAAUGGAAGUUCUUGAUGAAUGCAUCUAUAUUGAAAGCAACCAGAGGGAAUUGUGUAGGUAUGUUGAAUUCUGUCAAAGAUUGGCUGUCCCAACGUUUUGAUAUGAAGGAUUUGGGAGAGGCUGCUCAUAUUCUUAGGAUUAAGCUUAUGCGAGAUCGCAAGAAAAGGAUGAUUGGCUUAUCUCAAGCACUUUUUAUUGAUACCAUUCUUGCUCGUUUCAGCAUGCAGGAUUCCAAGAAGGGUUUUCUUCCCUUCAGACAUGGAAUCACUCUAUCUAAGGACCAAUGGACCCAAUGUCCUAAGACACCUUGA